This is a messenger RNA of Danaus chrysippus (African queen), 2202 nucleotides long. NCBI's taxonomy places the organism in Eukaryota, Metazoa, Arthropoda, Insecta, Lepidoptera, Nymphalidae. The record is from the annotation of a GenBank genome assembly.
AUGGAGGAUGAGACUAUCAUAACGAACACUGAUACAUUGUAUCCAGUACUGCUUAUACCUAAGAAGUGCACUACAUUGGAGACGAAUUGUGAGGCAGCGGAUAAUGUGUUCAUAGAUUUAAACAUAACCUCCCCGGACACUGAAGGUAAUGAGACUUGUAUUUAUUCGGGGUUCUGCAACGUUAAACUGAUAGAUAGUUAUGAUGUAAACAUCAACGAGGGAGAUUCCAGUCAAUCAUCAGACUCCAAGGACGAGCAGAUCCCUGUGAUAGUGAGUGAGGCUGCUCAAGAUCCUACCUUCAACCAAUCCCAAGUAUGGAUAGACCCGGCCAGAAGCCCGUAUGUUUACAACAACUACGACGCGGUGGAGUCCCAAGAACAUUACUCAGUGUACAGUCAAACCCUAUCAAGCCACAUAACAGUAGAACAACACAAUACGUACAUAACUCAGAAUGUGUACAACUACAAAGAACAAGUACCAUACUCGCCGGUCGAGGAAUUCGGACAUAAGAAAUUCAGAAAAAAUCAUGGGAAUGAAAUAAAUCAUGACUUAUAUGAGGAUGAUGAGUUUGAAUGCGGCGUUCUACUGUCUCAAUUGCCAGAGGAAAUCUUGAAUGAGAAAGAGAAUAAAGCGAGAGAGGAAUUGAUGUACAUUAAUCUUCAAAGUGAGAAUGAUGCUCUGAAGCAAUUGAUGUCUUCCGAUAUACAAUCUUUGUCCAAGCAACAGAAGACUAUUAUGUACCUGGGUCACGACUCUCAUUAUGGACAGACAGUUCAAAAAAUUGCAGUCAACGAUCCCUCUUUGGAGUGCAAUGGAGUUGGUAAUGAAGUCAUUAUAGAAAGCACUCAGCCUAAUCAUAAGAAGUAUCAAUGUGAUAAAUGCAAGCAAUAUUUUGAUCAAAUAACAACUUUCAAACAACACAUGGUCGGUAACCAUAAGAUUACAAAGGAGUUAUUCCGACCGAAUCCCAUUAGAGAAAUGAAAUUCAUGUGUACCGAAUGUGGAAAACAUUUAAAGAAUCAGAAGAAAUUUGAACUGCACUGUCUUGGCCACGGUAACCCUGAUUUAGAGUGUAACAAAUGCCACAAAGUGUUCGCAUCAAAGUUCACACUAAGAAAUCAUUUAAAAAUACACCAAAGAAAAUUCCCUUGUAUGUAUUGUACUAAGACUUACUCAAGUUCCAAGGAACUGAGGUCGCAUAAGGCUAAGAUACAUUUCAUUUUCAUGUGCGAUAUUUGUGAUUACACAGCAACAAAGUAUCCGGAUCUAGAGGAACACAAACAAACACACACAAAUGAAGUAGAUUUGAGUGAUUCAGAUUUCACUCUGUCACUCAACGGUGAUAUGAUAAGCGAUAGUGGCAGUCUUUCACCCUCCACCGAAGAUUAUGUCAUAAGAUCCGAGGACUUCGAACAGAAAUUGGAUGAAAUUAAAAAAGCCGAUUCCGUGAUCGCUAAGGUGAUGUCGAAUAAAAUGUUUCUGCUCCACACUAAAAGGGCGCGAAGAGAUAAAAAAUGUAAAAAAACUUGCAACGUGUGUUUGAAGACCUUCGAUCGUAUCGGCGACCUCAAAAGGCAUCUCAUAGAGCACGUAAUUAGAAGCACCCUGGCAAAAACUCCAGUCAACAAAAACGGUACGCUUACAAUACAAUGUGAAGUCUGUCAGGUCGAGAAUUUCACUAAAAUCGACAAAUACAAAGCUCAUUUACGCGAACACGCGAAACUCACCUUAUAUAAAUGCACAUUCUGUGACAAAUCCUUCAGCGAUUCGAGCAACUUUUCUAAGCACAAGAAAAUUCACGGCACAACAUUCUUCCAAUGCGAUCUCUGUCAAAGGAAAUUCAACUCCAAAAAGAUGAUAGCACAACACAUGGAAUAUCACAAUAACAAUUCUCCAAUCCCUUGCCCCUACUGUGAUAAAGAGUUUCAUUUUCCUUCGAUGUUGAAUAAACAUGUCAAAUGUGUUCACAAUAGAGAGAUGUCCAGAUUUAGGUGUAGAUUCUGUCAUGAAUAUUUUAAAACGCUUAAAGAUAAAUGGGAUCACGAAUGGAGAGUACAUAACGUUAGGAAGAUUAUCGUGGACUGUUUGAUUUGCGGUUCGAAGUUUCGAAAGUAUUCAGAGUUAAAAAGACAUUGUACGGACAUUCACGGUUUGGAUAUACCUCCCGCCAAAAAGUUGCUGCGUAAACGGAGAUUAUUGUAG